This is a messenger RNA of Coregonus sp. 'balchen', 6312 nucleotides long. Lineage: Eukaryota; Metazoa; Chordata; Actinopteri; Salmoniformes; Salmonidae. The record is from the annotation of a GenBank genome assembly.
GGCAUAAGAUUAGCAUAUCCAAGUAUACGGUACGAGGAAGUCACUGAUGUUUUCCCCCUACGUGCGCUGACGGUCUUCACGUUUGUGUACAUUCACGUCACUCAUUUCAACACGAAGCUAAAUGCUAGGCUAAUUGUGCUAGCUAGAAGAAAGUGAAUGGUGUUGUGGCGCAGGUAGAACUUUCGUGCCCACGGAGCUUAUAUUUUAAACCGCGGAUAGUCCUGGCCCGACCGUACGAGGAAGUUUCCAUUCUCUCGUAUCUGUCUGUGAUGUACGGAUGGGUAGUUGACGGACUAUCGUCGCUCUUCGAGCCUAAAACCGGGCAAAAACAUUCCGGUUGGCCUGGUUUGAACGUUGGCGGGGAGAUAGACUCGCAACGGCGGGAUAGCAACGCCAGGCCGACCAAAAGGAACUACCAGAGGUCGGUGACUGGCUUGGUGCUAGCACAUGUUCUGUCUUUGGUGCUAGUGUGCUCUGUGUAGUUGUUUAUGCAACGCGUCAGUUAGCUAGCUGGCAAACGCUAGCCAGUCAACUAGCUAACAACUAACGUGUCACUCCUAGCUAGCUAGCUAAUUCUUAGUCAUUCAUUCCAGUUGGUGUUAGCUGCUUGCUUCAAAAAUAAACAAGGCUAGGUAACUUUUUCCUCGUGCCUCUUACCAGACGUUAGCUAACUAUUUCCUAAUCAAAUAGCAAGGUACUGUAGAAAUGAAUCAAUAUAACAAACUAACUGUAGCUAACUUGCGAACAAAUGUAACUUUACUACCUGGUUAGUUACUGUUAGGUAAUUAAUGUUCGUUGUUGUUGACUAAACGUGUUUACAUUCUGUUACAGCGUUCAUGUUUCAGAAAAUGUUAGCCAGAGUGAACCAGUGGCGAUCAAGAGACAGAGAAGAGGUAUGGUAACUUAUUACCAAUCAUUUUUAGCCACUGUUCUUAUCAGUAAUUGUCAUUGUAACUAACGUUAGCUAACUAGUCAGCUUUGAACUUGAACUGACUGUGUGUACUGUACUCUCUCUCAUUGUCAUAGACAUAAUUGUUAGUUUUGUGAAGAAGACUGUAGCAGGGGUGGCUGGACUGCUGAGACUGAGGAACCCACUGUCUCCUGCCAGUGAGAAGAACAGAAGGUACACAACAAGCCAGGUAUGAAUGUGUACCAGUGAUGAAUUCUAGUACCGUACACAACACAUUCAUAAACCACUGCUCUGACUGAGAGACCCAUACCAGUACACAAACAUUAAAAUGUUUGUGCAAUAGCUGCACAAUAUUCACAUCUGACUAUGUCCUAAAUCACUCCUAUUAUGACAAAUGUAGGGCCCCGUGGGACUGAUGGGAAUAGAUGAACUCCACACCUCAUGGAUGAGCAGCUCUGAUUGGAAAAUGGGUGAGUAACGAGGGCUCUGAUUGUUUGAUCGAUAAGGAAGGAGGACAGCUGUGUUGUACAUUACAACAUCAUGGUAUAUAAUAUCUGUGUAACAGCAGAGGGGACAGGUGAAGUAGUUACUUCAACUUUUUUGUCCCUCUUUCCAUAUCUCCAGAGAAACCGACAGUAGGCGGACGGAGUGAGAGGGAGAGAGGGGGGCUGGGCCUCCUCCACGGAGCCUCUCCUCCUCUGGUGAGGAAACACACGUAGGUCUCCUCUUCUGUUGUCUACUGCAUACUUUCAGUUCUGGGGAUUUAAUACAAAGGUUAUACAAAUGUGGAAUGUUCCUCCUGUAAACUUUGUGUCCUCAGUGGCUCGGUGCUGGGUCCAGGGAACCCAGACAGAGGAAGAGACGGAGACAAGCCCCAGAGGCGCUCCCUCCAGCUGCUGCCCAGUCGGCCUACCCUGGGGGUGGGUGUUGGGACAGGAACCCCCAGCUCAGAACUACCCCUGCCCGCCCCUAACCGCAGCCACAGACAGUGCUUGGCAGUGGAGGAGGUGAGUUAAGAAUGAGUUUGAAAUUAAAAUCAACCCUGUGAUUGAUCCUGGUUUUUAUUAAAUGCCACGCCAGGUAUGUCAGUAGUAGUCAGGUGUUCUGUGUGUUCUGUUUCCAGGCUCUGAAGGAGAGUGAUAAGGAGCACUACAGACGGCUACUGGAGAUGGUGUCAGAGAAAUACAGCAAGAGCCAGCCACUGCCCUUCACCCGCACCAAACCCCAGGGGUGAGUGGUGAUGGAGAGUCUGUGGUUAUAAUUUAAAUUCCAGUGGUUCUGUUAGCUAGCUUUUACGAACCUCUGUUUUCCUCGCUUCCUCACAGCGCAACACUCACACAGAAUGGACAUAGGGCGGCCAUUUUGGGAAGAACCUAUGAGUCUGUGACCCCAAAGACAGGACCCCUCAGAGGUAGACUACUAUCACAGCCUCUCUCACCCCCCUUCUCAUGUAUUGGAUGCUGUUGACCUAGGCUAAUGUAUUCUCCUUCUCCUAUCUGCAGCCAACCCCAGUGUGUAUAUGUGGAGAGAUGUAUCCUCAGCCAAACAGACUAGAGACAGGAGAGGAGAGUUAUGUCUCAGUAAGCCUCUCAGCGCAGCUGUGGACACACAACCUGCCAUCAAUGCAACGGUAGGACACAUUUAUGAACUGUAGUAAGUGUGCAAUGAAUAGUCAUAAAACUGCUAUGAAGCGUCAUAAGGUUGUUAUAAAGUCUUUCUCCCUCCAGCAGAAGCAGCCAGAGCUGGAUCUCUCUGCAGAGGUAGCAGCAAGACUCAACCUGGUGGACAGAGAGACACCAACACACACUGACAGACGCAACAGCACUGAGGAGCUCCCCAGGUUCACCAAGGUGAGUGUUAUUUUUGCCUAUAACGCUAUGUCUGUGUAGUGUAAGAGAUCUAGGCGUUGACAUAUGAGUGUAGGUAUUAUAUGGGUCUGUUUUCAUUGUUUAUUUCGAACUGUGUGUGUAGGAGAUGGCUGUGGAGGUGAGUCGUGCCCUGUCCCAUAGGGAUCCUAACCUGGUCCUGAGCUCAGCCUUCAAGCUAUGCAUCACACAGAGAGACCUGGCUUCACUACAGGAGGGGAGCUGGCUCAACGAUGAGGUGUGUAUGGUUGUUGGCUGUUAAGUUUGAGGUUGUUGGUGUGUGAGUUAGUGAGGGAGUGUGUGCCUGCGUGAGAGAGUGAAAGAUGUGUGUGAGUUUAACAAAAAACUUUCCCUCUCUGUCUCUCUCUCUCUCUCUCAGGUGAUUAACUUCUACCUGUCCCUAGUGAUGGCUCGUAGCAGUAGUGAAGGGCGAGGGCUGAAGGUCUACUCCUUCAGUACUUUCUUCUUCCCCAAACUACACGGUGGAGGGGGGCACGCCGCCGUGAAGCGAUGGACCAAAGCUGUGGACCUCUUCCAGUAUGACGUCAUCCUGGUUCCGCUGCACCUGGGAGUCCACUGGUCACUGGCUGUAAAUCGCCCCAGAUUGACGGGGCUUCAUUCACAUUAGAACAGUGACCACCAACCAGUCGAUCGACUGGUCAAUCUCCAAGGCAUUCCUAGUCGAUCACCAAACAUUGCUGUAAAAAAACAAACGAUAAAGCCUUACGGUUAAAUAUAUAUUAUUUUAGUUUAGGCUGUUGGUGGUAGGUGCACUUAAUUCGGCAGCCCUAGCGCUAGGAAGGCUAAGUGUUCCCAUUUUGAGCCAUUUAAUGUGUCUUAAGGUAGAACUCUGCCUACCCGGCAGGCCCAGAGAGCAAAUCAAGUGCACCUAUAGGUUCUCUCUAAGCUGCACGCUGAAAUAUCGGCAUGCGCAGAAAAGCACGAGAUUGAACUUCACUCUACUUUCUAGAGUUAACACUAUCAACGUUUCCCUUUACUGUAGAAAUUGUGAUCGAAUCAAUGCAGUACUAGCCACUUUCAAUGCAACAUACCGAAACAAAACAAACUAUGCAAGACUUAUUAGUAUGCAAAACUAACUCUGCAAGUGUGAUUUUGUUGUAGGCAAAAUGCGUCAUAGUAGGAUUCUAUUGCAUUGACACGCACGACUCAGCCCAUACUCUACACAGACUGUUGUGGCAUAACCAAUCAGCGCUGCAGUAGGCCUAUAUGCAAAUAGACCAUUGCCAUAUAUGGAUCUGUGCCAUUCACUUUGAACUGGACUGUGUUUACUGCAUGAGAGGUCGUGAGUAGAUGCGCUUGUUUUGGAACUGAGCGAGAGCUGCAUGUAACCACGUGUGCACAUUUGUUCAUAUCCUUUGCUAGUUAGUGAGUUAUUAGCUCAGUUAUAGAUCAUUUGUAGUCAGCAAUGGGGGAGUGAUUUGCUUCCUACAAGAGCACAAAACGUGCUUUGUAAAAGCUAGUCGAGUAAAGAGCUUUUUGUGGCAAUGUUGUAUUCUGCCUACUUCCACUCACGGUACAACCAGCACUGCAGCUGCAAUGAAUGAGUAUAGCAAAGUGUUCCGAUAAGCUUACGUUAUUAUUAGCGACUUGUCUUUUUUUAAUAUCAAGGAAUAUUUCACUUUCUCUGGUCAUAGGAGUAACAACAUGAUUUUGUGCACAAGGCAGAAAUAAUGCAGUGCGACUUGAGUUUUGCCAUCAGCUGGAAGUCCCCUUUUCUCAGCGGAGGGACGGUGAGUCGGGUGAGAGGCAGCCUCACCGCUGCUCCUUCCCUCCACUCAGACUGACCAUCAGAUGCAGGCCAUCAGUCCAUUAAAAAAAAGUUAGUUAUUCUCACUCACUGUGCCUCACGUAAUGUAACACAUGAUCUAUUACCAGUGUGAUCAUAUACCUGACAUGUUUAAAUAUGGCUUGGCAGGGUCGUAUUUCGGAGGACGCGUGGUUCUCGACCUCCGCCUCUCCCGUGUCCGUGGGGGAGUUGCAGCGAUGAGACAAGACUGUAACUACCAAUUGGAUAUCAUGAAAUUGGGAAGAACAAAAUAGUAAAAUUAAAUAAAAACAUGUUUAAAUACAAUUGAAAAGUCUUCUGAGAAGGACAUUGGCAGGGCAAUUCAAGCAUAGCCAAUAUGCAGUGAUAAUAUAUUGGGCCUAUAGCCUACUGCACAACCCUCAUUGCUACAGAACUGUUUUUAAGUGGUUCGUGUUGCAUAGGCUUAUGUUUUUUAAGUUAUGUUUUUAAAAGAAUCUGAGCGGUAGAUCUCGGCUUGCAUUUUGACUCAAAGUGAUCUUGACUCAAAGGUUGGUGACCACUGUUUUAGAAAGUCUACUGGUACUUCUCUGUGGUCAUUUGUAGAUACCUGUGGACUUAGUUUAUUUCUCUCUGCCACUCCCUCUCUAGGUGAUAAACUUUAACUCCAGGACCGUGAGGUCCUAUGACUCUAUGGGACAGAGACAUGAUGACAUCUGCAGCCUCUUACUGUGAGUCCUCAGUCCCCUCCCAGUAAUCAUUUGGUUUGACAAAAGUACCUGUAAUCUGAUGACCAUAUUUUUUUGUCAUUUCGUUCUGUAAUCCUGUUACAUGUAUUUGGUUGGUCCAACCCUGUCCAGGCUGUACCUGAGUGAGGAGCACAAGGCCAGGAAGGACCAAGAUCUGGACGUGUGCAAGUGGACAGUGGGCAGCUUGAGGGCCAGCGUAAAUUACCCAGACAGAAAUACAGAUGAAUCAUCUUUGUUGUUAUUUUAUCUUGAACUCAUACAGAGUGCGCUUAUGGCUGUCAGAAAUAGCAUCCGUUCUCUAGUGAAAUGAUUUUGACCAGGAUCCCUCAUGGUGUCUUCUUGCUUUGUGUGUGUGUGUGUGUGUGUGUGUGUGUGUGUGUGUGUGUGUGUGUGUGUGUGUGUGUGUGUGUGUGUGUGUGUGUGUGUAGGAGAUCCCUCAGCAGAAGAAUGGCAGCGACUGUGGAGUGUUUGCCUGUAAAUAUGCCGACUACAUCGCCCAGGGGCGGCCUCUCAACUUCCGACAGGUACAUAGGCCUUCGCAGGCUAUCAUACUCACUCGGGGUAAACUCUUACAAUCUCGCUUUUUCACUCAAACACUGAUGUCUCUCACUCACUAUCUCUCCUCAGUGUCACAUGUCCCUGUUCAGGAAGCUGAUGAUCUGGGAGAUUCUCAACCAGAGGCUUCUGUAGGACUACACAAAAAUAAAUGACAGCUACGCAACUGCAAAACAACCAUUACAACAGAAGUGAUAACAAGCAACUACAACAGUCACGACUACUACACAGCCUCCAAACUACAACAUGAAGGACAACUACAGCGAACAGCUAGAAGCACAAAAGCAAUAAAAAAGAUGACUUAAAGGACCAAUGCUAUGGACCACAGAAUGACCUCUUACCCUCUGGCAGUGGGUAGAAGUGCAGUCCUUAUAGUGAAGACAGGGUGGGUGCUCUCCGAAGCAUAGACGUUACAAAGGGAUGGUUUUGAAUUGAAGUGCCUUGGACUACAGAGGGAGUCUGUCUUUC